AAUCCUCUGGGAUCUCGGUUUCAUCCCAUUGGUCGGGGAUGCUGCAACAGGGGGGGCGAGAACAAUAGCAUCAUUCCGGCAUAAAAAGAGUGGAGCUAUGCCUUGGAGACGAAAACAUUUGAGGAACAGAAGGAUCGAUAUACUGGGGAGAUAAAGACAAGUCCCGCAAGCCUCUAGUGUUUCCAUAUUUCUAACAAACCUGGAUACUCCACACUUCACCCGCCUCCCCGAAGUGCCUUUCCGCCGCCGCUCGCCAAGAUGCCCAAAGGAUUCCUCGUGAAAAGGAACAAGAAAUCGGUGCAUGUGUCUUACAGGACUCGACCAGACGAAGAUGACCCCCAGGAGCCCCCCGGCCCCGGCCCGCGCGCCUACCCGAGCCGGCCGGACCCCUCCCCGCCGAUGUCCGUGGCGUGCAGCCCCGGCCGCGCCUCGGCGGAGCCGGACUUCACCGCGGCGCGCAUGCCGGUGCCAGACGCGCCCGUGCCGAGGCUGCUGGAGAAGCCGGCGCAGUUCGGGGAUCCGGGCACGGCGUGCCAAGCCCUUUACAGCCCCACCCGACCCAUCAGCAAGGAGCACGACAGGGGAUAUUUUGAGCGAAGUUUCAAUCUGGGCUCGCCUAUUUCUGCAGAGUCAUUCCCCACGCCGGCCUCCCUCUCCGGCCUGGACCAGCUCCUGUACGCGCCGGUCGACCUGAAAAUCGGCACCAGCAACAGCAGCCGCAGCGGAACCACAUCAUCCAGCACCAGCAGCAAGAGCAGCAGCAUCAGCAGCAGCAUCAGCAGCAGCAUCAGCAGCAGCAUCAGCAGCAGCAUCAGCAGCAGCAUCAGCAGCAGUCUGCCCGGACCCAGCAGCAGGAUCGCGGCCAAACGACCCGCCAGCGAUGGAACGGAGCGCAAAUCAAAGUCCACCUCAAAGAAACCCAAAGCCAUCCGAAAACUCAACUUUGAAGACGAGGUCACGACUUCCCCGGUGCUGGGUCUGAAAAUCAAAGAGGGGCCGGUGGAGGCGAAGCCGAGGGCGCAGUCCUCCGGGGGGAACAAGCCUUUGGGGGAGUUUGUGUGCCAGCUGUGCAAGGAGGCGUACGCGGAUCCCUUCUCCCUGGCGCAGCACAAGUGCUCCCGCAUCGUGAGGGUCGAGUACCGGUGUCCCGAGUGCGAUAAGAUGUUCAGCUGUCCGGCCAACCUGGCCUCCCACCGCCGCUGGCACAAGCCGCGCACCGCGGGCGCGGGCGCGGGCGCGGGCGCAGGGCCGGCGGUGCCCCAGCCUGCAGGCAGCAAGGCGGACGCGGCCAAAGUCCUGCAGCCGCUGCACCACGGCGGCGGCAAUAAGUCCGUCUCCGACGAAGCCAAAGACAUGAGUGACAGGGAUAGUCCCAGUCCGGGACUCUCCGAAUCGGGGUCCGACGACGGCACGUACGACUGCCAGUUCUGCGGGAAGAGGUUCAAGCGCCAGGCAUACCUAAGAAAACACAUCAUGGGACACCAGACCCUGCAGAAGAAGGUGCUGGAGGAGCAUGGGUUUCACACCGGCGACCGUGCACCAGAGCCGGCCCCUGCUCCUGCUCCUGCACCGAUGCCAGUAUCAGCCCCAGCCCCAGCUCCAUCCUCAUCCUCCUCAUCCUCCUCCUCAUCAUCAUCCGAGGAAGCGUCAAACCAAAGCCCCCUGAACCUGAGCCCGGUGGACUGCCUGCUGUGCCCGGUGUGCGGGGAGAGUUUCACCAGCAGGGCCGCGCAGGAGAGACACCUGCGCCUCAUGCACUCCUCCCAGAUCUACCCGUGCAAGUACUGCCCCGCCACCCUGUACAGCUCCCCGGGGCUCACCCGGCACAUCAACAAGUGCCACCCCUCCGAGAACAGGCAGGUGAUCCUGCUGCAGAUGCCGGUGCGCCCCGCCUGCUAAACGCAAACAGAAAACUCGUGCCUUGAAUGGAGAAAGAGAAACAAGAAGAAGAAAAAGAAGAAAAAAAGUUGAAAAUGCUUUUGGGGCUGGAAGAAAAAAAAAGUUUGUGAUGCUCACUGCCAUGACUUCAGGCCAACAAGGAAAGGCAGGGCUGUUAAAUGUUUAAGUGGUGUCUUUUCCAUGCCAAUCAGUGAUUGUUGAAUGCUUGUCUCUAUAUUUGAAUUACACAUAGGCCUAUUUUGAGAUUUGACUUCUCAAACCAUUAGUUUACCAAUAAAAAAAAGCGUUAGUUUGACUGUUAAAUGGUAUUUUUCUAGGACAGCACAUGCUCAAUGAUAGCUUCUAGACCUAAGAAAUGUCUUAAAAUCCUCAGAAAUCCUCUCCCCCAUCAAAGCCUCUUGAAUUCACCGACCGUGCUCUGUCUGUAGCUUUACGGUUUUAGUUUGUGAAGGACAGAAACUUAUCAACUUUGUCUUGAUGGGGGAAAAAAAAGAAGUGAGACUGAGGAUUUCCCUGUUUAGUAGAACCACAAAUGCCUUUAGUAAACAGAUAAGCCUAGUAUGAAAUAGCCUACAUACACAUCCAAAUCCCGCUGUAUAACUGCCUUAAAAAUGUCAACAUAUUGUUUUAAUUUUGAAUGCUGGCACAUGUUUUAUCAUUAUUAUUAUUAUUAUUGUUAUUAUUAUUAUUAUUAUUAUUAUUAUUGAAGAUUGUUGCAAUAUUGUCAUAUUUAUUUAUUUAUUCUAAUUAUUUUAUGUAACUUAUUGUGUUUGUUGUGACUUUUUCCCCCCUGUGAAUCGCUCUGGCAGUUUACAUGUCGUAUAGCCAAAAUGUUUGUUUUUAUUUGUUUUAUUUGUUUUUAUUCUUUUGUCAGAUUUAUGAGUUGUGAUACGUGUCGUGGGUCGGGUUUUAAUCUUCAAUCUCUCACAGCUCUUGUAUAAAAAAAAGAAGAAAAAAACAUAAAGCUCUUAACUUAGAUGCAAUCUUUUUUAAGGACAAGUUAUUUUUCUUAAAUGUUCGCUUUUAUAGCGCUUUGAUUGUAUGUGUAUAUGGUUGUUGUCU
Molecule: messenger RNA, 2961 nt
Organism: Cololabis saira (Pacific saury)
Lineage: Eukaryota; Metazoa; Chordata; Actinopteri; Beloniformes; Belonidae
Gene: insm1b
Product: insulinoma-associated 1b
Exons: 1
Coding region: 259-1899 (546 amino acids)
Biological process (GO): neuron differentiation; regulation of cell cycle process; negative regulation of transcription by RNA polymerase II
Cellular component (GO): nucleus; transcription repressor complex
Molecular function (GO): RNA polymerase II cis-regulatory region sequence-specific DNA binding; DNA-binding transcription repressor activity, RNA polymerase II-specific
Source: RefSeq, a predicted model, not a curated record